GCCCAACAUUAUCACUGGAUUCUUCAAGUAGUUGUCGGCUGUUGGUGUCAUCACCGGAGUUCUUCACGAAGUCAACCUAAAUCCAUACCUGCAUCUCCAAAUUUGAAGUUCCAAAUCUGAAGCAAGGAAGGGGAUCAUCUCUCUGCAAUUUUAAACUUUAACAUGGUAUUUACAUACUCUAAAAGGUUAUGUCCGUAACAAAGCACGACCCAAAGGUUCAAUAGUUAAAGGUUACAUUUUAGAAGAAUGUAUGACGUUCUGCUCAAGAUACUUGAAAGAGUCACAGAGAGGAAACUUUUUAGAUGGAGAGAAACUUUGUUGGCACGGGUGAGGAACAAUAUCAGGAUAUAUCGAUCUUCAAAACAAGUGUGGGUUGAAGAACACAUGGAUGAUCCCGUGAGACAAAGUUCUAGGAAUGUAGAGAAGAGGCACCAAGAGCAAUUCGCCACUUGGUUUGAAAAGCGUGUUACUCAAUUACGCAAGGACAAGGAUGAAGGUGCACAUGAUCAAUUGUUUUCAUUGGCUCGAGGACCGGAUAGACGUGUUACAUUUUAUAAAGGAUAUAUCACGAAGGGGUUUAGAUUCCAUACAAAAGAAAGUGAGUUGUCUUUAAGAUCCCAAAAUAGUGGUGUUAUUGUCAAAGGUGAUGAACUCAUAGGUAGUGUUGAUUACUAUGGUGUCAUAAAGGAUAUCAUUGAACUUGAAUAUUUGGGAGAAAAUAGAGUUGUGCUAUACAGAUGUGAUUGGUUUGAUGUUCUACCACAAGGUAGGAAUUAAACUAGGGGAUAUAAUAGAGAUGACUUCGGAUUUAUCACUCUUGAUAUGACUCGUAUUUGCUAUCAAAAUAAGCCUUUUGUUCUAGUGAGUCAAGCUGAUCAAGUAUAUUAUGUGAAAGGAAUAAAAAACUCGAGUUGGCAUACUGUGGUUAAGGUAAAACCUCAAAAUUUGUAUGAUGUGCCUGAAUUAGAGAAGGGAGGGGAAGACAACAACAUUGAGACGCUCUACGAGCCAUACAAACAUAAUGAAUUGGCAAGCACAAUGGAUAUUUCAAGUUGUUCUACUGCCUUCACUGAAGACGUGAUUGAUUUGCAAAGAAAUGAUAUGGAGGGAUCAAGCAUCAUGGAAAUACUUUAAGUGGACAAGAAGAUGGUGAUGAAAGUAUUAUGAUACUGACUCUUCAAGUAAUGAUGUUGAGAUUGCUAUAGUGGAUGAUGAGUAAGGUAUAUGAGUAAAAACUUUAUGGUAACUUUGUUAAGUAUUUUCGGUCUUUUCUUGGCAAUUGAUAGUCUUUUUUUCGACACUUUGUGUUUAAAGUAGCAUAGUUUCCGGAUGCUAGAGUCUUAUUAACUUUGUAUAUUUUUAAUUUGUAGAGAAGAGUGGUGAGAAAAUUAUUUGGGUCUGAUCAUGUGUGUAAAAGAAGCUUGGGAUCAUCUUUGAGAACUUAUAUUGUAAAAAGUUAGAAGAGUGCUAGGCUUUUAAUAAUGAGAGAGUGCUCCAACGUUUUUGUUAUAGAAUUAUGACAUUUUUCUGUGAAGAAAUAAUGGUAUUGUAAAUUUGGCAAUGCUUGUGAUGGUCUUUG
Molecule: messenger RNA, 1579 nt
Organism: Tripterygium wilfordii
Lineage: Eukaryota; Viridiplantae; Streptophyta; Magnoliopsida; Celastrales; Celastraceae
Exons: 4
Coding region: 247-777 (176 amino acids)
Source: RefSeq, a predicted model, not a curated record